AUGGGCCUCGAGACACACAAAGCCGCCGUCGCGCGCAUCUCCUCCCUAAUCCGCACCUUCUACGAAAAGAAACAGCCCUUCCGCAUCGCCCACGGCUCCACAAACAGCACGCGCCCCAUCCGCCGAAAACACCAAGUCGACAUCUCCGACCUCCGCAAUGUCCUCCGCGUCGAUCCCGCAGCGCGCACCGCCCUCGUCGAGCCAAACGUCCCCAUGGACCGCCUUGUCGAGGCGACAUUGAAGCAUGGGCUCGUCCCGCCAGUCGUCAUGGAGUUCCCGGGGAUAACGGCGGGCGGGGGAUUCGCGGGGACGGCGGGCGAGAGUUCGAGCUUUCGAUACGGGUUCUUCGAUCGCACCAUAAAUUACGUGGAGAUGGUGCUUGCGGACGGGGGCGUGGUGAAUGUUUCGGAGAAUGAGAAUCGGGAUCUGUUUCGUGGUGCUGCCGGGGCAGUGGGAACGCUGGGCGUGACGACGAUGAUGGAGCUGCAGCUCGUCGAGGCGAAGAAGUUCGUGAAGGCGACGUAUCUCCCGCAGAAGAGCGUCGCGGACUCCAUCACAAACGUCCACGCGGAGACACUUAACGACGCAAACGACUACGUCGACGGAAUCCUGUACGGCCCCGACCACGGCGUCGUCGUCGCCGGCGAAAUGACAAACGAGAUGCCCGACGCCGCGAAGAUCCAGACCUUCAGCAAAGCCUGGGACCCGUGGUACUAUCUCCACGUGAAAGACAAGACGCGGCGCAGCAUGAACGCGCCCGUGACAGACUACAUCCCGCUGGCGGAGUAUCUGUUCCGGUACGACCGGGGCGGGUUCUGGGUUGGGCGGGCGGCAUUCCACUACUUCCAUUUCCCGUUCAGCCGGGCGACGCGCUGGUGGCUGGACGACUUCCUGCACACGCGGAUGCUGUACAAGGCGCUGCACGCGAGCGGGGAGUCGAGCCGGUUCGUGAUCCAGGACCUGGCGCUCCCGUACGCGAACGCGGAGAAAUUCAUCGACUAUACGAGCGGGAAGCUGGGCAUUUGGCCGCUGUGGCUGUGUCCGCUGAAGCAGAGCGCUACGCCGACGUUCCACCCGCACUCGGCUGUGCGGAGUCCCGGGUUUACGGAGGACCAGAUGCUCAAUAUUGGGGUGUGGGGGUUCGGGCCGAAAGACCAGGAUGAGUUCAUCACCGCCAAUCGGGAGCUGGAGCGGAGACUCAACGAGCUCGGUGGGCAGAAGUGGUUCUACGCGCAUACGUACUACGGCGAGGACGAGUUCUGGAGUAUGUAUGAUCGCACGUGGUAUGAUGGGCUGCGGAAGAAGUACAACGCUACGACGUUGCCGAGUGUGUAUGAUAAGAUCAAGAUCGAUGUUGAAGCGGAUCGGAGGGAGCGGAAGGAGUCGUGGAGUCGGAAGGUGCGCUCGGUCUGGCCGCUAGGGGGGCUGUGGGGGAUCAAGAAGGCGAUUGAGAGUGGGGAGUACCAUAUCCAUCGGAACUCGACGUGGAAGUGGACGGGGAAGUAA
Messenger RNA from Aspergillus mulundensis, 1506 nucleotides. Its product is annotated as FAD-binding oxidoreductase. The coding region runs from base 1 to 1506 and encodes 501 amino acids. Gene Ontology annotation, molecular function: FAD binding; Delta24(24-1) sterol reductase activity. The transcript has a single exon. The record is from RefSeq and is a predicted model, not a curated record. Lineage: Eukaryota; Fungi; Ascomycota; Eurotiomycetes; Eurotiales; Aspergillaceae. Gene Ontology annotation, biological process: steroid metabolic process. Gene Ontology annotation, cellular component: membrane; cytoplasm.